AAAUCUUAUAAGUAAAUAUUAAUAUUUUAGAUUUUCUUUCAACUUAGUUGUUUUAAUAAGUUGUAUAAUAUUUAUGUUAAAAUAUAAAGUAAUGUGAUUGUUAAAUGCGUUGUUAUAAGAAAUGAACUAUAAUAAUUAUAACUAAAUUUUUACUAAAUUAAAUUGGAUUUAUUAUUUUUUACUAGUAUGUCUCUUGUCUCAUAUGCGUAUAGUGAUUCUGAUGAGGACAAUCAAGAAACCACAUUUGAUGAAAAUCGUAUAGAUAUUAAUACUCCUAAACAUAAAACUUUUCUAAAACUACCCGAACCAAAAUGUAAAGAGGAAGUCAAAAUAUUUAAUGUUGAUAUAAAAGGAAUUGAUAAUAUUAGUACUUCAAACAAUAAAAAAGCAAAAGAAUAUAAUAAUGUUUUUGAUAAAAGAGUAGGAAAUUCAUUAACUCCUUCAUUAGUAUUACCUAAACCUAAAUCUGACGGUAAAGUGCAAAUAACUAUACCUUCAUUGAGUGAUUUUAAUGAUGAUGAUGAUGAUGAGACUUAUCAACCUAAACGAAAAAUUAUCAAACAAUCUAAUAAUGGAUGUGGUUUAUUUUCAAUGUUGCCAAAUCCUAAAAAUCAGAAAACUGUAAAAGCUACAUCUAUUAUUUCAAUGGUUCCAAGAUCUGCUGUUCAUAAAAUUGACGCUGUUGUAAAAACUCAACAAACAGUUUCAGAAAUCAAGCUUUUUGAAAACAAGUCAACAGAAUUGGAAGAUGAAGUUGAAAAUAAUGAAGAAGACUUAGAUUUCUUAGGGUUAAAUAAAUUAAAUGAUAUACCUAAUGUUGCACCAAUAGAUGGAUUUGAAGUACCAGAAAUUAAAAAUGAUACUUCUAUUAUAGAAAAUGAUGACAAAGUAUUUGGUCCUGUAUAUUGUCCCAAUGAUGCUCAAUCUGAUAUAUAUGAAGAUAAUGAAACAAAAUUAACAUUAGAUUCCAAUGCGUUAAAACAACUAGGAGACCGCGAUAAGAAUCUAAUUAAACAAGUUGAAGUUAUUAAUGUUAACAUGAGCCAAGUGUUAGAAGAAUCACAACAAUGGCUACAAAAGAACAUGACUGAAGAGUAUGCUGAGAGUAGAAAUGUCAAUAGUGAUAUAAAUGUAACUGGACAGUCUAAAAGAAAACAUCAAAUCACAUACUUAGCUCAACAGGCUAAAGCUAAUGAGCUGAAACUCAAAAAUAUGUGGGCUGAAAAUAGGCUAACUAGAAAACAAACUCAGGCAAAGUAUGGAUUUUAACACUAAUACUUAUGAGCAUAUAUUUGCAACAAAAGCAGCAGUCAUAGCUGCUAAAGGACCACCACCUGAAUAUCCGACAACUGUAAAGCCAAAUACCAGCAAUAUUCCUCCACCUGUUAUGACAUAUGCUCUUUUCAUAUUCAGAUUUUCCUUUAAACAAUAAAAAUUCAAUUCUAUUAAUAUUUUCUAAUGAAAAUUUAUAUACAAUACAUAUAUAGAUAUGUAAAUAAUGACAUAACUUUAAAUUUCUUACUUCACACUUAUGUGGUAUGAAUCCAGCAACAAUUCCCCAAAUAAUCCCACAAAAAAGACCCAUUGCAAUUUCUAAAGGUCCUUGUAUGAUAUUAGAUGUCCAAUUUGCUAAAA
This is a messenger RNA of Daktulosphaira vitifoliae (grape phylloxera), 1635 nucleotides long. RefSeq lists its product as uncharacterized. The transcript has 6 exons. Gene Ontology annotation, cellular component: nucleus. The record is from RefSeq and is a predicted model, not a curated record. Bases 187 to 1269 code for a protein of 360 amino acids. NCBI's taxonomy places the organism in Eukaryota, Metazoa, Arthropoda, Insecta, Hemiptera, Phylloxeridae.